AUGGAAGAGAUCGCUCAGCUCCAAGAUGUCUCCGUCUGGACCAUACGUGACCGUGUUCGAGAAAUGGAAACGCGCCGAACGCCAGCGGGAAAGCCAAACCCCAAUUACAGAGACCUCCACGAUAUCGCGAGGCAUGCCAUUCACGUGAUUGAAACACUUGAUGUGGCAGGAAAGACCAUGGGCAGCGUUUUGGCCGAACAUCAAGACUUCAUGACGAGCAGCACGGAGCCAAGCCAUGUCUCCAAAGACAUACACCGGCGACUGCUCUUUUUCGAGCACUUGCUCCUGAGCCUGCGGCAUCGAUCCGCGUCAAACAAAGAGCGUCUGCUCAACGAGAUUCACCUGGCCUACAACACCGUAGCGCAGUACGACUCGGGCAUCUCUGUCAAAAUCGGCCAGGCGGCUCAGUCGGACAGCGCGGCGAUGAAGAUGGUCGCCUUUGUCACUCUGACAUUUCUCCCGCCGACCUUCAUCUCUGCCAUCUUCAGCAUGUCUUUCUUCAGCUAUGAUGCCGACUCCGGUCACUGGUCGGUGUCGGAAAAGCUUUGGCUGUACUGGGUGUUUGCUAUACCGACGACGCUUGCGACCUCCUUGCUUUGGUUUCUUUGGCGACAGGCCCACCCGCCUGCGCUUGUCGGGACGGAGUCAGAGGACACUGGUGUCGCUGAUGUAAAAAGCGGCCUCUCGCGUAGCAUCAAGCUACUAACGGGUGGCACAGUCGCGUAA
Phaeoacremonium minimum UCRPA7 is the source of this 726-nucleotide messenger RNA. RefSeq lists its product as hypothetical. Bases 1 to 726 code for a protein of 241 amino acids. The record is from RefSeq and is a predicted model, not a curated record. The transcript has a single exon. NCBI's taxonomy places the organism in Eukaryota, Fungi, Ascomycota, Sordariomycetes, Togniniales, Togniniaceae.